Messenger RNA from Heterotrigona itama, 1121 nucleotides. The record is from the annotation of a GenBank genome assembly. Lineage: Eukaryota; Metazoa; Arthropoda; Insecta; Hymenoptera; Apidae.
AUGUCAGACAAAAACUCGACUGCCUUUUCGUGCGAGCUUGUGCGCGAAAGCGACAACAACAUGGAGAAAAAUGUGCUGCUCUUGUGGAUCGUCUGUCUAGCGUUCUUAGUAACUGAUGCGAAACCGUUCUCUCAGCAAGACAAUCAUGAUGAUGAGCUACUUUCACCGAGAGACACCGUAUAUUAUCCGUUUUGGUUGAUCAGACCUAUUUAUGAUCAGGACGAUAUUGGCGAUAAUACUAAUAGAAGGUCUACUAUAUCGUACGCUAAUGUCGGAGCCGGAUGGGGUCGUUAAAAAGCUAUCAAUCUCAUCUUCAAUUCAUCUUGCAACCACCAGCCCAACGAGUGCGUCGUAAAUUCAUAUUAAUCCCCAACGUUAAAUUAAUGCCACGGUUCGUCAAUUAUCAAAUUAUCGUCGAGAUCGGCGAGACUGAUGCCGUGGAUUAAUAACAAAUUACCAACAGGUAGAAACAGUCUUUCGUAAGCAAAUUUUCUGUUUGCCUGUCGACUAAUUAAUACUCGAUCAUGCCGAUCGAUACUCCCUCGUGCAUCAUGUGUUGCCGAAUCGUACGUCAAACAAGGCUGCCGUGAAUUCGCUAUUUCGCACAUUGAACUGUACAUUGCGUUCAAAUUCGAGAUCGAUGAGAAAGGGAUCACGCAGACCUUGGAAGAUUAGGCGCGAAAAGAUUGGCCAGACCGAUUGCUGAGAAUUGUUAAACAGUAGUAUAAAUAUUUACAAACGCCAAGCCACUGACAGCGAUGCUAUAUAUGAGAGACGAGAGCGGACUCCGAAAUAUCGGUGGAUUUAUUUAGCGACAACUUGCAGGAAGCAUUGAGCUAAUCUAAUUUUAGUCCCACCGCUGCUAAUUUCGUCCUCGUGUUUAUACGUGGAAUCAGUGACUCUCGGAGAGUUCAGAUGUGUCUUACGUCUAUGUGUCUUACGUGGAGCGAUUGUUGCUCCUUUUCAAUUAACUUAACCAUCGCCAAUCAUCCUUGUGUAAUUAUUUCAAGUGUUCGAGACAGUUAUAUGUGAAAUUUAAAUAUAGUAAUAUCUCGUAGAAACGAUUAAGAGAUGUAAGUUGCAUAUACUUUGUACAAACUUAAGGUACAUGUAUUAAAUUU